Molecule: messenger RNA, 1380 nt
Organism: Colletotrichum karsti
Lineage: Eukaryota; Fungi; Ascomycota; Sordariomycetes; Glomerellales; Glomerellaceae
Exons: 1
Coding region: 1-1380 (459 amino acids)
Source: RefSeq, a predicted model, not a curated record
AUGCCCGAUAACAUCAAUGCGAAGAUACUCGAAAUGAGUAUGAACGCAGAAGAAGCCCUCAGGUCUGCCAAUCAGGCCUUCGUAUCUGCAGAUCAGGCUCUUCAGCGUGCAACUCCUACACCUCCUGCCGGCCUAAGAAACAGGGCGCAGCGACAAUGGCGCAGAGCGUACUUGAUGAACAACACGAAGCAAUUGACGAGAAUAGACAAGGUGGCAGUGGCGAACAUGACACGAAUCGCAAACCCCCCGAAGUCCCCCAAGGGAUUUUUCUCCGGGGUUUCUGGGAAGGGCGGCAUCCUGGCCCCUGCCGGCCUCAGCAAACAGGAUAUGGAAGCCUGGCGUCUGGAACACAACAAACGCUGGAAGAAUAUGACGCGUCGAGAGAGGACUCGGUUGCAACAGCAACAAUCCGAAGAGCUGAGAUCGACAGGACGAAAAGUUGUGUUGAGGACGACGCAUUAUUACCGACCUCGCGUCGCCGAGGAAGAUGGUACGCAGGCUGGGCAGAUUGAGGAGCUGGGGAAGAAGGAGACCAGGAAACGCGCUCACUCCCCCGCAGGUGUUGCACUUAAAACUGGCGAUGAUGCCUGCGACGAAGACAUCAAGUACGACCCGGCCACGCAGACGCUUCACAAGGCCAAGAAACGGUGCAUCGAUGGCGCGGCCGCGGUAAUGGCACCAGAUCCCCUCGAUAUGCAGCGUCACCGUAGCCCCGAGACCAAGGUUCCUGUCGAUGAAGCCGUGGAGGUGCCCGACGCGAGCGAGAUGCUCGACGAGAGGCAAUACGACGGCGUCAUCAGCGUCAACUCUGACGCCGAUUUCAUGAAGUACGUCGUCGACUGGGACGGUCAUCCGGUCACCUACUUCGACUUCGGCCCGCUGUUCAAGCUCUCUGAGUACGACCCCAAUGCCCCGUCCCCUUUUACCCUUCAGUUCAUACCCACGACCGUUCCACUAACAAACACUCCCAGCGCUCACGUCGAUGAGAUCCUUCGCAAAGGUGCUGCAUUCACCGACAACGUCAUCCAGAUCACCGCCGGCAACCCGGAGCUCCGCCAGCCCCUGACGGACAUGGGUCUCAUCCACCUCGUUGCCGCCUGUCCUCGUCUCGAGUACCUGAGCAUUCACGGCGGAACCAACAUCACCGACGACAGCCUCUCCGUCGUCCUCGAACACUGUCCGUUCAUUCGGCAUAUCGCGCUCUGCGGGGCCGACUACGAACCGAACAACUUGAGUGGAUGGCCACUGCUGGAGCUGGUCCAAGGCUCGGCAGCGACAUUGUUGGACAAGAUCGCCGUGAUGAACACGGCUAUGGACACUGAGACAGUGAGGAAGUUGCGGGAGUCGCGGCCGGGAUUGAGGGUCUCUGCUCGCGGCUGA